AUGUCUAAAUUAGACUCAAUUCCGCCUCUAUCGUCAGAACUGGCCGUCCAAAUUCUAAACAAAACAUUAGAUUUCCUGGAACAACCUGACAACAAGCGAAAAAUCGAUGAAGCCAGAGAAAACGUAGGAAACGAAAUGCUGAAAAUGAUGCAGUUCAUUUUUCCGAUAGUGAUGCAGAUUCAAAUCGACGUAAUCAAAGAAUACGGUUUUCCAGAAAACAGAGAAGGUAUUAUUAAGUUUGCUCAGAUGGUCAGGAAUUUGGAAAAGGAAGAUGUCGAAGUGGCAAGACUGCACAGUCUUAUAAAGGCUUAUUAUUUGCCUCCUGUAUCGGCUCAUACAAAUAGUGAGUCUGGUGAGGAAAGAACUAGCAGCAAUUAA
Molecule: messenger RNA, 378 nt
Organism: Ceutorhynchus assimilis (cabbage seed weevil)
Lineage: Eukaryota; Metazoa; Arthropoda; Insecta; Coleoptera; Curculionidae
Source: the annotation of a GenBank genome assembly